Molecule: messenger RNA, 744 nt
Organism: Vanessa atalanta (red admiral)
Lineage: Eukaryota; Metazoa; Arthropoda; Insecta; Lepidoptera; Nymphalidae
Gene: CPR128
Product: cuticle protein 19-like
Exons: 4
Coding region: 83-499 (138 amino acids)
Cellular component (GO): extracellular matrix
Source: RefSeq, a predicted model, not a curated record
CCUUCGACUCGAGUGGAUUUUAUUAUUAUUGAAAUAUAGUUUUGUGAAUUCAUUAAAGAGAUCCUAAUAGAAAUUAUUAAUAAUGGCAGUUAAGAGUGUGAUUCUAGCCUCAGCAUUAAUAGUAUGCGUAUAUGGACGUGUGUUUACAUAUCUGAGGCCUUUGGAAUACCAACCGUCGUCGACCCUCAUUCACGCCCAACCGAAACUUGCUUACGACCUGCAUCAUCAGAUACCUGAAGACGAGCAUGUGGACUAUUAUGCAUACCCGAAGUAUGUAUUCAAAUAUGGAGUGAACGAUUUUCACACUGGCGACAUUAAAACUCACCACGAAAGCCGAGACGGUGACGUCGUUAAAGGCCAAUACUCAGUCGUAGAGCCUGACGGUUCAAUUCGCACUGUGGACUACACGGCUGACAAACACAGCGGUUUCAAUGCGGUCGUCCACAAGACUUCCCCUAUAUCUGCACACGAGGCUGCGCAUCUUCAUCACAUUCACUAAGCUAUACUAAAAUUAAACUUUGAUUUGUUCGGUAGGCAUAUUGCAGAUUUUUUUGGUUUUAAACUUGUAUCCAUUAUAAAUAUAUUGCUUCGCGUAGGAUACGUAUCAAAACACGAUUCAUCUAAAAAUACGCUGAUAAAAUCUGAAGUGUGCGUUUGGUUUUUAACAUAUUAUGAGAUCAAUAAUUUUUCCAACGAUCUCUUACAUCGUUUUUAAGUGUUUUUUUAUUUAUGUAUUUAAGUUAU